Homarus americanus (American lobster) is the source of this 1803-nucleotide messenger RNA. RefSeq lists its product as uncharacterized. The transcript is spliced from 2 exons. The record is from RefSeq and is a predicted model, not a curated record. NCBI's taxonomy places the organism in Eukaryota, Metazoa, Arthropoda, Malacostraca, Decapoda, Nephropidae. Bases 1 to 1803 code for a protein of 600 amino acids.
AUGGGCGUGUGUAUCUCCUGCUACAUGGGCGUGUGUAUCUCCCUGCUACGUGGGCGUGUGUACCUUUGCUACAUGGGCGUGUGUAUCUCCUGCUACGUGGGCGUGUGUACACCUCUUGCUACAUGGGCGUGUGUAUCUCCUGCUACGUGGGCGUGUGUAUCUCCUGCUGCGUGGGCGUGUGUACCUCUUGCUACAUGGGCGUGUGUAUCUCCUGCUGCGUGGGCGUGUAUCUCCUGCUACGUGGGCGUGUGUACCUCUUGCUACAUGGGCGUGUGUAUCUCCUGCUACGUGGGCGUGUGUACCUCUUGCUACAUGGGCGUGUGUAUCUCCUGCUGCGUGGGCGUGUGUAUCUCCUGCUACGUGGGCGUGGCCUCUUGCUACAUGGGCGUGUGUAUCUCCUGCUACGUGGGCGUGUGUACCUCUUGCUACGUGGGCGUGUGUAUCUCCUGCUACGUGGGCGUUGUAUCUCCUGCUACGCGUGUGUAUCUCCUGCUGCGUGGGCGUGUGUAUCUCCUGCUACGUGGGCGUGUGUAUCUCCUGCUACGUGGGCGUGUGUAUCUCCUGCUGCGUGGGCGUGUGUACCUCUUGCUACAUGGGCGUGUGUAUCUCUGCUGCGUGGGCGUGUGUAUCUCCUGCUACGUAGGCGUGUGUAUCUCCUGCUGCGUGGGCGUGUGUAUCUCCUGCUACGUGGGCGUGUGUAUCUCCUGCUGGUGGGCGUGUGUCUCCUGCUACGUGGGCGUGUGUAUCUCCUGCUACGUGGGCGUGUGUAUCUCUCCUGCUACGUGGGCGUGUGUAUCUCCUGCUACGUGGGCGUGUGUAUCUCCUGCUACGUGGGCGUGUGUAUCUCCUUGCGUGGGCGUGUGUAUCUCCUGCUGCGUGGGCGUGUGUAUCUCCUGCUACGUGGCGUGUGUACCUCUUGCUACAUGGCGUGUGUAUCUCCUGCUGCGUGGGCGUGUGUAUCUCCUGCUGCGUGGGCGUGUGUAUCUCCUGCUACGUGGGCGUGUGUAUCUCCUGCUACAUGGGCGUGUGUAUUCCUGCUACGUGGGCGUGUGUACCUCUUGCUACAUGGGCGUGUGUAUUCCUGCUGCGUGGGCGUGUGUACCUCUUGCUACGAGGCGUGUGUAUCUCCUGCUGCGUGGGCGUGUGUAUCUCCUGCACGUGGGCGUGUGUAUUCCUGCUGCGUGGGCGUGUAUCUCCUGCACGUGGGCGUGUGUAUCUCCUGCUACAUGGGCGUGUGUAUCUCCUGCUACGUGGGCGUGUGUAUCUCCUGCUACGUGGGCGUGUGUAUCUCCUGCUACGUGGGCGUGUGAUCUCCUGCUGCGUGGGCGUGUGUAUCUCCUGCUACGUGGGCGUGUGUAUCUCCUGCUACGUGGGCGUGUGUAUCUCCUACGUGGGCGUGUGUACCUCUUGCUACAUGGGCGUGUGUAUCUCCCUGCUGCGUGGGCGUGUGUACCUCUUGCUACAUGGGCGUGUGUAUCUCCUGCUACGUGGGCGUGUGCUGUUGCUACAUGGGCGUGUGAUCUCCUGCUGCGUGGGCGUGUGUACUCUUGCUACAUGGGCGUGUGUAUCUCCUGCUACGUGGGCGUGUGUAUCUCCUGCUACAUGGGCGUGUGUAUCUCCUGCUGCGUGGGCGUGUAUCUACCCUACAACAAUAUUACCACAACUUCUCCUACCAUGGCCGUGUGUAGAUGCGCCACAGUAACUAACAACAUCAAACGUCAGAAGAAAAAAGGAUUGACUAGAAUUGUAAAGCGUUUCUCGCCGUCUGGAGCACCGAGUCAAGGCCAGGGAACACGAAUGUAA